Molecule: messenger RNA, 741 nt
Organism: Drosophila subobscura
Lineage: Eukaryota; Metazoa; Arthropoda; Insecta; Diptera; Drosophilidae
Product: glutathione S-transferase D5-like
Exons: 1
Coding region: 48-686 (212 amino acids)
Biological process (GO): glutathione metabolic process
Molecular function (GO): glutathione transferase activity
Source: RefSeq, a predicted model, not a curated record
AGGCAGUUCACUUUCCCAAUCCCUACGAGUAACACGGAACAAUCGCAAUGCCCACGUUGGAUCUUUACUACAUGCCCAGCCCCGGUGCCAGUCGGGCUGUGGUCAUGACUGCCAAGGCUGUCGGAGUGGACCUGAACAAAACGGUCGUGAAUGUCAUGGCACGGGAACAACUGAAACCAGAGUUCAUCAAGAUCAACCCACAACACAUCAUUCCCACCCUUGUUGACGAUGGAUUCGUCCUGUGGGAGUCGCGUGCCAUUCUCAUUUAUCUGGCGGAGAAGUACGGCAAGGAUGACUCUCUCUACCCCAAGGAUCCUCAAAAGCGGGCUCUGGUCAACCAGCGUCUCUUCUUCGAUUUGGCCACUCUGUACGACGGUUUCUCCAGCUACUACUACAAAUUUCUGCACACUGGCAAGUUCGGUCCCCCAGAGGCCUUUAAGAAGCUCGAAACUGGAUUUGAGUUACUCAACACCUUCCUGGAGGGACAAGUCUAUGUGGCUGGCAGCAAUCUCACCAUUGCGGACAUUUCCAUUCUGUCUACUAUCUCCACAGUCGAAGUGGUGGAUUUCGACUUGGCAAAGUAUCCGAAUGUGGCCAAGUGGUACGCAAAUGCCAAGAAAGUGACGCCCGGCUGGGAGGAGACCCUGCCAGACCUUCUAGCCAUGAAACCCUUCCUACAGCCUUAGAAGGAUUAAGAGCUUAUAUAAUUGUUAGUUAAUGUUUUUCAAAUGAGUAAAAUAA